AUGAGAGCACCAGCUGUUUCAGACGGCUGUGUGAUCACUCUCUCCGUAGCCGAUGUGAGUAAGCCCGUUGUUCGCAAAGGCCCAUGCACAAUUGAGAGCAUCCUGUCGGGCUGUAUCACCGCCUGGUAUGGCAACUGCACCGUCCACAACCACAAAGCUCUCCAGAGGGUGGUGUGGUCUGUCCAAUGCAUUACUGGGGGCAAACUUCCCACCCUCCUGGACACCUGCAGCACCCAAUGCCAUAGGAUGGCCAAAAAGAUCAUCAAGGACAUCUACCACCCGAGCCACUGCCUGUUCACUCCGCUAUCAUGCAGAAGGCGAGGUGAUAGGAGAAAGUGUCGCUGUGCGGUGGGUAGUGUCCUGAGUGAGGGCGAUACUAGGCCCAGUGAGGAGCUCCAACAGCUCUAUGAGAAGUUUGGUUUCCGGGUCUUCAGCUUCCCAGAGGUCACUCACGUGGUCAGCGCCUCCUUUCCCCACAGGACACCCCUGUCAAUCUUCUUUGGGGUGCAGAGAGUCUACCCCCAGCUGGAGAGCUACAUCAAGGAGAGGAAGUUGUGUGCACACCCAUGCCUGGAGAUCUACAGAGAUGACCUGAUCCACUACAUGAGUCCUCUGGCUCGCCAGGGAGAUUUCUACGUACCAGAGGUCCGUCAGGACCCGGACAGGAGGCUACUGGGAGACAAUGACUCUGAGGAGGACAGAGGGACCGACAUCACAGGUGCGGACUCCAAUAGUGAGUGCAGUUCAGGGAGUGGUGUUUUCCUGUCAGACAGCAGAGAGACCUCCCUAGCCCCAUCCAGCGUCCCCUCCCUGAUCCGACACUACAGAGGAGGAACAGGAGGAGGAGGAGGUGAAGACCGCAGUGACAGGAGCUCCAGCUCCUCCUCCUUUGAGGAGUUGGACAUGGAACUCCCAGAUGGACAGGAGGAAGCAGGGACAGAGCAAGCUAGCGACGCCCCCGGCAACAAGCACCUAGAGACAACCACAGAGGAGAGAGGGGUUGUAGCCGGGGGGGAGGAGUGAGGGGAUGAAGUGGAGGAGAAGAAGAAGUGGAGGUUGGGGGAGGAGGAGAGAUUAUAAUGUGCCGUUUUCUAUGGCUCUUUUUCAAUUAGUCUUUUUUUGAUUCCUCCCAUUUUGCACUUCCUCCUCCAAUAUGGUUGAGGUGAGGAAAUGGGAUGCAGGGAAUCACAGAAAGACUUAUUGAGAUAGAGUCAUUGUGUCUUCCUACAAGUAGAGUUUUUUUACAUUCCCAAACCUAUUUUAAGGUGAUGAGUUAGUCUGAUGAGUGUGUUGUGUUGAGCUGUUGGUCAGGCAGAGUUCCAAAGGGAAAAUUAUUUCCUUCUUUCUGUCCUACUGUUGGUUGGCUGACAGAAAAUAGCCUCUACUUGUAAAAAAAAAUAUCAGGUAACCUGAGUUUCUUGAAAUUCAUCUUUGUUUUUAAGUACUUCAUUGAUAUGAUAAGCAUGGUGAACAAGUGUGUUUGGAUGCAUUUUAGAUUUUUUUUUUACUUGAUUGUUAUGUUUUUACUAUUAAAAUUAUAAUUAUCA
Molecule: messenger RNA, 1547 nt
Organism: Oncorhynchus nerka (sockeye salmon)
Lineage: Eukaryota; Metazoa; Chordata; Actinopteri; Salmoniformes; Salmonidae
Product: testis-expressed protein 264 homolog
Exons: 5
Coding region: 1-1023 (340 amino acids)
Biological process (GO): protein-DNA covalent cross-linking repair; reticulophagy
Cellular component (GO): replication fork; autophagosome membrane; endoplasmic reticulum membrane
Source: RefSeq, a predicted model, not a curated record